UCUGCUUGCUCACGUAUUGAGUUUCAUAGAUUUGUGCACGGUUAAGCUGUUCGCUCCGCUAUGUAUACGCGACGUGUUCUGAUGUUAGUGCUCCUCAUUCUUGGACCCGCCAAUGCCCAGAUGACAAAGCCGGAGUUCAAAGAAUACAUCCUGCAAUACAUCAAUGACUUGCGCAGAAACGUGGAUCCUGAAGCCGCCGACAUGCCGAAACUGUCAUGGGAUGACGACCUGGAGGCGAGAGCUCAGUAUUGGGCCGACACCUGCUCCUAUAAUUACAGAGGCGCCACUACGCUACCGGACAAGCCUCAUCUGGGUCGUAUCUAUGAGAUAAAGACAUCUUCACAGUCUACCGAUCCGGGAGUGGCACUGGGGUAUUUGGAAGAGGACAAGCAGUACAAAGAUUUUGGGCCCGAUUCCUGCCUCAGCUGUGACGAAUACCUAAAGGUGAGCGCUCGAUUGUUCGAAGAUGGUUAA
This is a messenger RNA of Patiria miniata (bat star), 474 nucleotides long. RefSeq names its product GLIPR1-like protein 1. The coding region runs from base 61 to 474 and encodes 137 amino acids. NCBI's taxonomy places the organism in Eukaryota, Metazoa, Echinodermata, Asteroidea, Valvatida, Asterinidae. The record is from RefSeq and is a predicted model, not a curated record. The transcript has 3 exons.